AUGCUCGAAGGUCUCGUCGCCGGGUUGCUUAACCGCUUCCUGGGCAUGUACGUCAAAAAUUUCGACCCUACACAGCUCAAGGUCGGCAUCUGGUCAGGAGACGUCAAGCUCCGCAAUCUAAAGCUACGCCGUGAGGCUCUAGAUCAACUCAAGCUACCGGUCAAUGUCAUCGAAGGCCACGUUGGUGAAUUGACACUCGUCAUUCCGUGGUCGAACCUUGGUGGAGCGCCGGUCAAGAUCUUUGUUGAGGAUGUCUUCCUCCUUGCCAGCCCCAAAGAGGAGGCGGAAUACGACGAAGAUGAGGAGGAACGACGCAGGCAGCGACUCAAGAUGGAGAAGCUCGACAGUGCUGAGCUCUUGAAGGAGAGAAACCAAGAGGGCUUGAGCCAGGAAGAAGUGAAGAAAAAUCAGAGCUUCACUCAGAGUUUGGUUACCAAAAUCGUCGAUAACCUCCAGGUUUCCGUAAAGAACAUUCACAUUCGGUACGAGGACUCAAUCUCCGCACCUGGGCACCCGUUUGCACUGGGCGUAACGCUGCAGGAGUUCAGCGCUGUUAGCACGGAUGGUGAAUGGAAGCCAACCUUCAUUCAGCAUGCAGGCGAUGCGACGCACAAGCUUGCAACUUUGGGCGCGCUGGCCGUAUAUUGGAAUACCGACAGUGAACUAAUGGGAACGGGAAGAGAAACGGCCUCCGCUGAUGAAAUAAUGCCUUACGAAGAAAUGAUUGCCAAGUUCAAGCGCAUGAUCAAGCAUGAGGACACCAAUUCAAAACAUCAGUUCAUCCUACGGCCCGUGAGCGGCCAGGCGAAGAUUGAACUGGACAAAACAGGCAACGUCAAAGUACCCAAGUUCAAGGCAAAUCUCUUGUUUGAGGAGAUCGGUCUCGUGCUGGACGAUGAUCAGUAUCGAGAUGGCUUGAUGAUGGUUGACCUCUUCCACUACUUCCUCCGACAUCAGGAAUACAAGAAAUUGCAACCCAAGGGUGUCACGCCAAAGGAAGACCCACGGGCAUGGUUAUUGUUCGCAGGCAACGCAGUCCUUGGGAAGAUCCAUGAGCGUAACCGACGCUGGACGUGGGACUACUUCAAAGAGCGUCGGGACGAUCGCAAACGCUACAUGGAACUGUUCAAGAAAAAGAAGCAGCAACAGCAGCUCACCACCGAAGAGAAUGACGACCUUUCACGACUAGAGUGGAAACUUGAAUACGAAGACCUCCGAUUCUGGCGUUCGCUGGCUCGCAAUGAGCUAAAGAAGGAGAAUGCAGCUGCACUUAAGAAGCAGCCUCAACAACAGGAACAGCAGGGCUGGGUGUCAUGGCUGUGGGGGUCUAAGCCCCAAGAGAAGAUCGAGGAGAACGAGGAAAACACCCAAAUGACUGAGCAGCAGCGGAAAGAACUGUAUGAAGCCAUUGACUGGGACGAAAAGACGGCCCUGGCUGAGUCUGUGGACACUCCUCGAGAAGCCGUCAAACUCUGCCUUGAGGCCUCUCUCAGCACGGGUAGCUUCACCCUCCGAAAGAGCCCUCAUAGCAAUCCAGCAGAUCUACUCAGCCUUCACUUCGACGUGUUCAAAGCUAAAGCACUACAACGCAAGGAUUCUCUGCUGGCCAGUGUUAGUCUUGGCGGGCUUCGUGUCAACGAUGGCACCACUCCCGAUACCCUUUACCCCGAAAUUGUUCGCGUCAAAGGCGCACCGGAUACCCGCAGGAGCAAGCGUUUGUCCUUGGUUGAGCUUGACAAGCCCGACGGGGAUCCCUUCUUCCAGUUUGAGUUCGAAAAGAACCCGAUUGAGCGCGAGGGCGACAUAGCAGUUGUCGGCAAAUUGAAGCCCUUGGAGAUUGUAUGGAAUCCCAACUUCGUGGUUGGAGUAGCAGACUUCUUCAGACCUCCAGAAAGGCACAUGGAAUCAAUCACAGCCUUAAUGGAAAGUGCUGGCGCGACUGUCGAGGGCCUUCGCGAGCAAACUCGGGCAGGCCUUGAGUUUGCGCUUGAAGAGCACAAGACAAUCAAUGCCGAGCUCGAUCUUCAGGCACCGCUCAUCAUUGUUCCGGUUAGCAUCACCACCCAUGACUCGACUUGUCUCAUUGUUGAUGCCGGACAUAUCCAUAUCAAUAGUGAACUGGUGGACCAAAGCACUCUGAGGGAGAUCCAGUCAAAGCAGCGGCAAUCAUACAGCGAUGAAGAUUUCAAGAGGCUUGAAUCAGCAAUGUACGACCGGUUCUUAGUGAAGCUCACAUCUACACAAGUACUUAUCGGACCUUCCAUUGCGGAGACCAAGUCGCAGCUGGUCGAUAAGGACGAGGGCUCGCCGCUACACGUUGUGGACAAGAUCAAUGUUGACUUUGUUGUGGAGACCUCCAUCUUGCCCAAAGCGCCAAAUCUCACCAAGCUCAAGGUGCAUGGGCACUUGCCAAUUCUUCAUGUUGCGGUCUCGGACUCAAAGUACAAGAGCCUGAUGAAGGUCAUUGAGGUGGCCGUGCCAAAGUUUGGUAAUGACCUGUCGAAACCCGUCAAAGGCGAAGAUCAAAAUGACCGCAAGCAACUGUCCAAACCACGUUCUUCUACAAGUGUUUCAAACAGGUCCCGAAGAAAGUCUGGCCGUCCGCGGGCUAUGUCGGAGGCUUUCCCAUUCCUGCAGCCCCAUACUGCGGUUAUUCUGAACGACAUGGAUGAUGAUGAUGAUGAUGACAACGACGACUUCGAAGAUGCUAGUGAUGGUGCCGAUAAAGAGCAUCUCAAAGUGCAGCAACGAAACUUCGAAUUCAAGUUUACUGUCGACACCCUAAAAGGGUCACUGUAUAAGAGCGAUCCUGAGCGUCGCAAGCCUGAUAGUCUACUGUUAGAGCUCAUCGCGGAACGUUUCGACCUGGAGUUCUACAUCCGCCCUUAUGACAUGGUGGCCGAGGUUUCACUUGGCGCCGUGACUAUGGACGAUUUCGUGGACAAUCCCUCAGCUGAAUUCAAGUCAAUCGUGUCCACGGGCGACAGCGAGGACCAGAAGGCGGGAAGAAGCCUUGUGCAUGUCAAAUUUGUCAAGGUCAACCCACAGUCUCCUGAGUUCAUGCCCGUGUAUGAAGGAGUGGAAACUAACAUCACGGCUGCGGUGUCCACUAUCAAUCUUAUUGUCACCCGGAAGACAUUGUUGACUCUCCUGGACUUUAUUCUCGUCACCUUCACCGGCGGGAAUAACGCCCAGUCAAAUGAAACAAAGGCUAUAGCUACUUCUAGGGACAAGGACGAUGAUGCCAAAAGCGACGAGACUAUACUCGAGGCUGAGGCAUCGAAAAAUAACAACGCAGGUUCGAUCCGUGUCAAGGUAGAUCUGAAGAGUAUCCGGAUGAUUCUCAACAAUGAUGGGAUACGACUGGCCACACUCUCGCUGAACCAGGCCGACACUGGUAUCUUCAUCCGUGGUAAAACCAUGAGGAUCUCUUCCAAGCUCGGAGACCUUUCAUUGGUUGACGAUGUGAAUCAAGGUGUCUCUGCAGACUCGAACCUUCGCAAACUGGUGACUAUCCAAGGAGAUGAACUGGCUGACUUCCGCUACGAGACCUUCGACUCCGACAACCUUAACGGGUAUCCAGGCUACGACAGCUCUAUUUACCUCAGAGCCGGUUCUGUCAAGAUCAAUUUCGUGGAGGAACCCUUCCGCAAAAUUAUUGAGUUCUUGGUCAAGUUUGGAAAGAUGCAAGCGCUGUACAACGCAGCUCGGCAAGCCGCUGCAAACCAGGCAAAUCAGAUUCAACAAAGCCCCAGCCGCAUUAAAUUCGACGUCGUCGUGAAGACUCCGAUUUUAGUUUUCCCACGUUUAGUUGUGCCCGGGCAGCCGAAAAGAGACUUGGUCACGGCAUACUUGGGUGAAAUAUACGCGCAGAACAAAUUCUCUCCAAUUGACGAUAGCGAGGACUCGGAUAUCGCCAUGAAGAUCUCGGCCGGCAUCCGCAACACUCGACUGACCUCGGAUUUCCACUAUUCUGACGACCGCUCGGAGGAACUGGAGAUGAUUGAUUCUGUUGACUUGGGUUUCAACAUCACGCAUGCCGAGCACAAGCCAGGUGCUAAACGUCCAGACACCGAAAUCGAAGGCUCGAUGUCGGAUUUCAACUUGAAGCUGACGCAGUAUCAGCUCAAGUCUCUCUUAACAAUCUCGAAGUCAGUACCUGCGGCAUUUGCCGGCGAAGGAACAGAUGGUGAUGAGGAGGCAGCGAGAGCCGUUGACCAAGAGACUCUGAAGCGUGCUCGAACUCUCGACACACAGAAUAAUGACCAGCCAUUGGUGGAUCUGGGCCCCGAACUGAGCUCCAUUGACAAAGCAUGGACGAAGCUGGACCUGGUCUUCAAAGUCAACACGAUUGGGCUGGAGCUGAUUAUGGCAAAGCCAGAAGAGCCCUGCGGCGACGCUGCUUCGUGUAGCCUGUCUCGUUUCUCGCUGGACGACACCAAGGUUAAGACAAGAAUGUUAUCGGACGGCUCGCUUGAGGCAGAACUACUCAUCCACUCCUUCACUAUCCAUGACAGCCGUCAAGGGGAGUCCAAUCGGUUCCGCCGGAUCAUGACGUCUGCGAACAAGGAUGUCCAGCAGCUGAUGGCAUCAGUAACCAUGUCCGGGGGUAAGGAGCGCAGUCUGAUUGCCAUGUGCACCAUCGACAGUCCUCGCGUAAUUUUUGCGCUUGACUAUCUGUUUGCUAUUCAGAAAUUCGCUGCGGAAGGCUUGGCGGAGGACGAGCCUUUGCCAGUUGACGAUGAGAGCCUGGCGGAGAUGGCCGAGGAAUCGGACACGGACUCUUUGGCUACGAGCCAGGCAAGAUCAGAAAGAGAGGAGUCACAGCUGUCACGGCAGCACAGUACUGUCAGUCAUCGCUCACAGGGCCAACCAGAAGAAGAGCUGCCCAAGAUGAGCGUCGCGUUUCGGGUCAAUCUGGUGGAUGCACAAGUCAUUCUUAUUGCCAACCCUCUAUCAUCCAGCUCUGAAGCCAUUGUCCUCAGUAUUCGGCAGAUGCUUUUGUCGCAGCAACACGCUCUGACCUUCCAGGUAUCCCAGAUCGGCAUGUUCCUGUGCCGCAUGGACAAGUUCGAAACUUCUAGACUGCGCAUCAUCGAUGACUUCUCAGUUCAGAUGAGCAUGGAUAGCUCACAAGCACUCACAACAAGUAUCCAUGUUGAAGUCGAACCUCUCAUUCUACGGCUGUCUUUGCGGGACAUUCUCCUUGCCGUGCAGAUUUUCAGCAAGGCUGGUGAGCUUUCAGGCAACGAGCCUUCCAAGCAACCGAAAGAAACAUCUGCCGAGCAAAAAGCGCGGGAACUGAGAAACGCCGGGUUGAAGCAAAAGUCAGGCAGUGGUCGCGGGCAGUCGACUAUUGCAAAGACCAAGGGAUCCAAAUCUGUGAGGCAACACGAUGGCAAAUCGCCGCAGAAGCCAGCAGCAACAGCACCUCGACGACACGAAGAGCUGUCGGCAACAAUAGAGGGCGUUCGGGUGGUCCUCAUUGGCGACCUGCAUGAGCUCCCUAUACUUGACAUUGGCGUGAAAGAUUUCACUGCAUCUGCAGUCAAUUGGUCGUCGAAUCUCAAGGCCGACGUGGCAAUUGACUUGUAUUCCAACGUCUACAAUUUCUCCAAGUCAAGCUGGGAGCCACUGCUUGAACCAUGGCAAGUGGGUCUGGGCGUUGCGAAGGACCCCGUCUCCGGCCUUUUUUCAGUUGACCUGGUCUCCAAGAAGACGUUCGACGUAACUAUUACCACGGCUUCCAUUGCAUUGGCCUCAAAGUCUUUUGACUUCUUGACUACUGAACAGGAUGUUUUGGACAAGCCUCGAGGGCACGAGGCUCCCUACAAAAUCCGCAAUUACACUGGCUUCGACGUGUCCAUAAAUUCUAAGAGCCCGACAAGUGACGAGCCGAUUUCAGUCAGGCUGGAAGACGGUAGCGAAGCACCGUGGAGCUUUGAGCACUGGGAGAAGAUGCGUGAAAACCUUCUCACCGAGUCGAACCAGAACGAUGUCACAAUCACGCUUGAUGGCAGUGGUUUUGACCCUGUGAAGAAUGUACGCCUUAACCGCGAAGGCGAGUUCCUGUAUGCACUGCGUCCCAAGACCGACGAAAUUUUGCACAGGGUAUGCGUGGAGGUCAGCUUGGGCUCAGACAAUGUCAAAUAUGUGACACUGAGGUCACCUUUCCUCGUCGAAAACGCUACCGAGAUACCUGUGGAGCUAGGUAUCUACGACGCUGCCGACGGCCACUUACUCAAGAUUGAGAAGAUUGCUCCCGGUGAGGCGCGUCCGGCGCCUGUUGGCGCAGCCUUCGAGAAGCGAGCUCUCGUGCGUCCUGAUGCCGGUUUUGGCUAUCAAUGGAGUAGCGAGCAGUUGUGGUGGAGAGAUCUGCUGAAGAAACCUACGAAACAGGUCGUUUGCAAGGGGGAAAACGGGGAACCUUUCUACUUCCAGGUCAAUGCCCGCUUCAAUCGGGCCAAUCCUCUCACCAAGUCAUAUCCCUACAUGAAGGUCAAGUUGUCUGCGCCUGUCACCUUGGAGAACCUUCUGCCGUACGACUUCAAGUAUCGCAUCUACGACAAGAACACCAAGAAAGACUGGUCCAAUUUCCUUCGCAAAGGUGGCGUCAGCCCUGUCCACGUUGUCGAAUUGUCGCACCUGCUGUUGCUCAGCGUGGAUAUGCAAGACACCGUAUUCAAGCCAAGCGAUUUCGCUGUUAUCAACUCCGGAGCCAGCGACGAAUUCCGCAAAGAGAACCGUGUCCUACUUAAAGACGCACAGGGACAGCCACUGCACCUCAAGCUGCAAUAUUUCAAGAUACCCAACAGUGGUGGCGCCUUCAAGGUGACUGUCUACAGUCCAUACGUUGUGUUGAACAAGACCGGUCUUGACCUGACCAUAAGGGCCAAAACAUUCCUCCAGCAAGCUCGGGCUGCUGCUGGUCAGCAUCCGUUGGUUGACAAUUCUGAGGAGGGGCGUCCCAAGGCUUUACCCUUUAUGUUCUCGUACGGAAAUGACGACAAUCGCAACCGUGCCCUGCUCAGAGUGGCUGACUCGGAAUGGUCAAAACCACAGAGUUUCGACGCCAUCGGAAGCACUUCCGAAGUCGUGCUCAACUCAGCAUCCAAAAACAAGGAGAUACACCUCGGCAUCACGGUGAACUCGGGCGAGGGCAAGUAUAAGCUGACCAAGGUCGUCACGCUUGCCCCGAGAUUUGUCUUGGACAACAGGCUUGAUGAAGAGCUACUCAUCCGCGAGUCUAGUUCUUCUGGCUACAUGACUCUGAAACCAGGGUCGCCUCAGCCGCUGCACUUUAUGCAGAAGUCGCCCGUGAAGCAGCUUUGUCUCUGUUUUGCCGGCGUCAAUAAUCAGUGGACCGCACCAUUUAACAUUGCCGACAUUGGUACGAACCACGUGAAGGUGGCCAAGGCUGGUCAAAGUCAGAAGUUGAUCCGGGUUGAGAUUCUGAUGGAAGACUCGACGCUGUUCUUGAACUUCAGCAUGGAAACAAAGAACUGGCCCUUCUCUAUGCGCAACGAAAGCGAUCUCGAGUUCACCUUCUACCAAGCCAACCCCAACGUCGACGAGGACGGUGUUGAGGAUCGCAGUGGAUGGAAACCAGUCCGGUACCGUCUUCCACCACGCAGCAUCAUGCCAUACGCGUGGGACUUCCCGGCCGCGAAGCAUCGCGAGAUCAUCAUCUCUGCGAACAACAAGGAGAGGCAUGUCAAGCUCGCGGAGAUUGGAAAUCAAAUACCCAUGAAAUUCCCCAAUCCCAAUGGCCAGCAAAAGAUUAUCGACAUAAACGUGGCCGCCGAUGGACCCACGCAGACACUCAUUUUGAGCAACUUCCGCGCUAGCAAGAGCAUGUACAGGCCGAAGAAUCUAGAGAGGACCAAGACAGGUCUAGAGGCCUUUGAGGUCAAGGACCAAGAUACCGGCGCAACGUUCUUGGCUCAAUUGAAGCUCUCGGGCAUUGGCAUCUCGCUCGUCAACGCGCAGCUCAAAGAGUUGGCAUAUGUCAACUUCAAGGACCUGCAGCUGCGAUACAGCGAUUCGCCUUUGAUCCAGACUGUAUCCCUGUCCAUCAAAUGGAUCCAGAUUGACAAUCAGCUCUACGGCGGGCUCUUCCCCAUGGUGUUGUAUCCGAGCGUCGUGCCCAAGAAGGCACAGGAGGUUGAUGCACACCCGUCGCUGCACAUGAUGGUCAGCCGCGUCAAGGACGAUUCUUACGGUGUCCUGUAUAUCAAGUACGCCACGAUACUUCUACAGCAGAUGACGGUCGAUCUCGACGAAGAUUUUGUCUUUGCGCUGCUGGACUUUUCCAACGUGCCCGGCGCGCGCUGGACAAUUGAAGAGGAAGGUAGGCUAUGUGACGACAGCCUAGACAUUCCUCAGCCGACGCAGCAGCAAGCGGGGCAGGAUAUGUACUUUGAGGUUCUCAACAUUCAGCCUAUGCAGAUUGAUCUGAGCUUCAUGCGGACCGAGCGCAUCAAUGCCGAAGACAAGACUUCUACACGCAACCCCAUCAUGUUUUUCCUCAACGUCAUGACCAUGGCCAUUGGCAACGUCAACGAUGCGCCUGUUCGGUUCAAUGCGCUCAUGCUGGACAAUGUACGGGUGUCCACUCAGGUACUGAUGCAAAACAUUUCCAACCAUUACAGCCAAGAAGUCAUGUACCAGAUUCACAAGAUACUCGGAUCUGCUGACUUCCUGGGCAAUCCAGUGGGCUUGUUCAAUAACAUCUCGUCUGGUGUCACCGACAUCUUUUACGAGCCGUAUCAGGGUCUCAUUCUCUCGGACAAGCCGGAGGAAUUCGGACUUGGGAUCGCAAAGGGUGCUGCUUCGUUUGCGAAGAAGACCGUGUUCGGAUUCAGCGACAGCUUCUCCAAAUUCACAGGCAGUCUUAGCAAGGGCCUAGCAGCGGCGUCACUGGACAAGCAAUUCCAGGACCGCCGCCGAAUCACGAGGGCCAGGAACAGACCGAAGCAUGCAUUGUACGGCGUGACAGCCGGGGCGAACAGCUUGUUCACUAGCGUCGCCUCUGGCGUCGGCGGAUUGGCACGCAAACCUUUGGAAGGCGCUGAGCAAGAAGGCGCGUUCGGCUUCUUCAAGGGCGUCGGCAAGGGCGUGCUCGGGCUGGCGACGAAGCCUGCCGUUGGUGUGCUUGACAUGGCGAGUAAUGUGAGCGAAGGUAUUCGCAACACCACGACUGUCUUUGACGGCCAGGAACUCGAUCGCUCGCGGUUCCCAAGGUUCAUUCCUAACGAUGGAAUUGUACGCCCUUACAAUCCGCGCGAAGCACUGGGCCAAUACUGGCUCAAGCAAGUCGACAAUGGGAAAUACUUUGACGAGCAGUACAUCGGACACUUGGAGCUUCCCAAGGAGGACAUGGUCGUCAUGGUGACGUUUGCACGGAUCCUGCUCAUCCGUAGUCGCAGGUUGGCAAGCGAGUGGGACAUCCCCUUGAAGGAUGUACAGACUAUUGCAAAAGAGAGGACGGGUGUCAGCUUGACGUUGCGUGGAGGUGUCAACGGGCCGUUCAUUCCUGUCGGCGGAGGAAGUGAGAGAGGAUUCUUGUAUAAGAUGCUUGGAGUCGCUGUGGAGGAGUUUAACAUGCGUUUCAGGAGCGGUGAGCCGUGA
Emericellopsis cladophorae is the source of this 9630-nucleotide messenger RNA. RefSeq names its product Vacuolar protein sorting-associated protein-like protein. Gene Ontology annotation, biological process: protein retention in Golgi apparatus; late endosome to vacuole transport; mitochondrion organization. The transcript has a single exon. The coding region runs from base 1 to 9630 and encodes 3209 amino acids. The record is from RefSeq and is a predicted model, not a curated record. Gene Ontology annotation, cellular component: extrinsic component of membrane. Lineage: Eukaryota; Fungi; Ascomycota; Sordariomycetes; Hypocreales; Bionectriaceae.